GCCCCUUUUAAUAAAUCUACUUAUUAAAGGCAUGAAUUUCUUCUAUCCCAUUCAUACACUUCUCCACAGACAUUUGUGAGAGUUUCUCUCUUUGAUCUCAUGGCCUGUCGUCUCUUAUUGCUUGUUCUGUUUGCUAUCUUUGUUGUCUCAACAUUCCCUCCAGUUUUUUAUGUCCACGGUAUAACAAGCUGCAUUGAAACUGAAAGGAUAGCCCUUCUCAGCAUCAAAGCAGGCAUUAAUCAUAGCAACAACCAAAGCUUGUUCUCUUCUUGGAAUGGCCAAGACUGUUGCAAAUGGCAAGGAGUGACCUGCAACCAUGAAUCCCGGCAUGUCAACAAGCUUGAUCUCCGACAGCACCCUUCUGAUCCCUUUGAUCCCUUUUAUCACUUUUUACAGCCAGCAAGUAAGUUGAGCUCUUCUCUCACUCAGCUUCACCAUUUAAGGCACUUGGAUUUGAGCAUGAACAACUUCAACAGCUCCCCCAUCCCAGACUUCAUUGGUUCUCUUGCCAAUCUUGAGUACCUUAACCUCUAUGAUGCCCAAUUUAGUGGAAUAAUUCCUCAUACCCUUGGAAACCUAUCACGCUUGCGUUACCUUAAUAUUAGCUCGCCUCAUGCGCAUCCUUAUCUGAAAGCAAAUGACCUCCACUGGCUCUCUGGAAUGACAUCUUUGCAUCACCUUGACUUGAGUGGAGUGGACCUUUCUAACGUGCAUGGUUGGCUUCAUGAUAUUAAUAUGCUCCCUUCUCUUCUUGUCUUGAAACUCAAACGUACUAAUCCCCAAGUUGGUGGUAUUCAUGAUAUUGCUUUGCGUCAUCAUCUCAACCUCUCAUCUCUUCGUGUGCUUGAUCUUUAUUGGAAUUACCUGAACAUCACUCUGCCUCAAUGGUUGUUCAAUCUCACUAGUCUUGUUCAUCUUAAUCUUUCUGAAUGUUCUCUGUAUGGCAAGUUACCAGUCACAAUUGGUAACUUGAGUAGCUUGAGAGUCUUGAGCUUGUCUGGUAAUUAUUUUGAUGGAGUGAUGCCAGAGUCCUUGGGAAAUCUUGGGAGCUUGGAGAGACUUGAUUUGUUAGGAAAUGAUUUUAGUGGAAGCAUUCCGGAAUCUCUGAGCAAUCUUACAAAUUUAGCGUACUUUGAUUUGUCUUAUAAUAUGAUUAGUGGAGUGUUGCCCGAAUCCUUUGGAAAUCUCACACUUUUGCAGUACUUCAGUGCGUCUGGAGGUAACAAUCUCAGUGGCAAAUUACCUGAAACUAUAGGGAAUCUUGCUCACUUGAAGUUUCUAGAUUUGUCUGGAAAUGCAAUAAGUGGUAAGUUACCAGAGAGUUUUGGAAAUCUUAGCCAAUUGCAGCACUUGAGCAUGCAGAGCAAUGGCAUCAAUGGAACAUUGCCAAAAGGUAUGGGGAACUUAUGCAAGUUACAGAUUUUAGAUUUUACUAGCAAUUUUAUCAGUGGAGGCAUUGAUGAUCUUGUUGAUAGAUUGUCUAAAUGCAGCGAGAACAAGAAUGGCUCUGAUUCAGGAAGCACGGAUGGUCAAAUCAGACUAAGAUUGGGAAAUAACAGGCUGAAUAACACAGUUCCAGUUAGCACAGGCCAAUUAUUUAAACUGCAGGAAUUGAAUCUCUCUUCAAAUUCAUUGGUUGGUGUCUUAACUGAAUCUCAUUUUGCUAAUCUAGUAAACUUGGCAUAUUUGGACUUGUCCUACAACUCGUUGCAAUUGAAUGUAAGUGAGAAUUGGAAGCCUCCUUUUAGUUGCUAUACUAUCACAAUGUGUUCUUGUAGAGUAGGCCCUGUUUUUCCUGCUUGGAUUAGAACUCAGACAAAUUUGAGCGAACUUUGCUUAUCAAAUACUGGACUUUCAGGCACUAUCCCAGCAUGGUUAUGGGACCUUAAGUUCUGUUAUGCUCUCAAUUUGUCAAAUAACAAUUUGGAGGGGAGGCUACCAACUUCUUUGAAAAAUUACCCUGUCAAUCAAGUUGAUUUGAGUUCAAACAGAUUUGAAGGCCCAUUACCUGAGCUCAGCACUAAUUUGAUUUUUAUCAAUCUCAGCAACAACUCAUUCUCUGGGCCUAUUCCUUCUUACUUCGCAGUUGUUACAUACACUCAAGUUUUUGCUUUAUCUGAUAAUCAUAUCACUGGCAGCAUUCCAUCGUUCUUCUGCAACUUUACUUUCUUAAAAUUGUUUGAUGUAUCUAAUAAUAAUAUGUCUGGUGAACUUCCUGGCUGCUGGAAUUCAGCAUCAGCAUUGGAAGUUAUUAAUUUAUCUACUAACAAUUUCACAGGUAAAAUUCCUGAUGGCCUUGUGUCCCUCACCAAUCUCCGUUCCUUACAUUUGAGAAACAAUAGCUUCUCCGGAGAACUCCCCUUGGCAUUGAGAAAGGCCAGCAAGUUGCUAAUUCUAGACGUUGGUGAAAACAAACUCUCAGGUAGUAUACCAACGUGGAUCGGAGAAAAUCUUUCAUCUUUAAUGGUGCUUCGCUUGAGAUCAAAUUUAUUCAAAGGUAUCAUUCCAGAGCAAUUAUCAAAACUCUCCUCUCUUCAGAUACUGGACCUUGCACACAACAACCUAUCAGGUUGUAUUCCUCAUUCUUUUGGUGAUUUCAAAGCCAUGGUAGUCACAAAUCACAAUGAAUGGUUGCCUUUGCUCUCCAUUUUAACUUUGGGGUUUUAUUCUGAUGGUCUAUGGUCUGCUAAAACAGAUAGCUUUCCAUACUCUGAAGCUCUCUGGAUAAGCGCCAAGGGCCUCCAAAUGGAAUAUUCCAAGCUUCUAUCAUUAGUCACAAGCAUAGACUUAUCAAACAACAAGCUUUCCUGUGAGUUGCCUGAUGAGCUGACCAAACUACAUGGGCUGCAUUUCUUGAAACUUUCUUACAACCUUUUCAAUGGAAGGAUACCAGAAAACAUAGGUGACAUGAAACAACUAGAAUCACUUGAUCUGUCAGAGAACAAAUUAUUUGGUACCAUUCCUUCAAGCAUAUCUACUUUGAACUUCUUGGGCUAUUUGAACAUAUCACACAACAAUUUGUCUGGAAAAAUUCCAUCAGGCACCCAACUUCAGUCUUUUGACCCAUCAGCCUAUAAUUGGAAUCAUGGUCUUUGUGGACCACCUCUUCAGAAUUGUGCUAAUGAGACGAAUCCCCCAGCUGCAAAUGAGGAAGAAGGAAAAGGAGAUUGGACAGAGAUAUUAUGGCUUUACAUAGGUCUUGCAAUGGGAUUCAUUACUGGCUUCUGGAUGAUCAUCGGUACCAUUAUUAUCAAGCAAACCAUAAGAAUUGCUUUAUUCCGAUCCAUUGAUAAAGUAUAUGAUUGGAUAUAUGUGAAGAUGGUUCUGUACUUUCAAAGACUGAAAUCAACUUUCUCAAAGGGAAAUUAAGGUCCAAAGGAACACGUUGGUUGGCCAAACUAGUUAUAUCAAUAAAGCGAUACUAGUGUAUUAUGUUGCUUUUGUUGUGAGUCUUUAGUCAUUUUGUAUUUGAAUGAUAAGCUUGUAAUUGAAGUAUUAUUGAAUAUGAUAUUGCAAGAUCCAGAACAUCAUUAUAUGUUGUCUGAAGAUAUAACAUGUUAUGUUAUUUGAGGAUAUUACUGUUGUUUACUGAUAUUCGAGCAUCAGUUCCUGUGAUUAAUGUUAUAAUGUGAGUAUAAGAGUGUGU
This is a messenger RNA of Dioscorea cayenensis subsp. rotundata (Guinea yam), 3646 nucleotides long. Its product is annotated as receptor-like protein EIX2. Gene Ontology annotation, molecular function: protein binding. The transcript is spliced from 2 exons. NCBI's taxonomy places the organism in Eukaryota, Viridiplantae, Streptophyta, Magnoliopsida, Dioscoreales, Dioscoreaceae. The record is from RefSeq and is a predicted model, not a curated record. The coding region runs from base 100 to 3369 and encodes 1089 amino acids.